Molecule: messenger RNA, 1410 nt
Organism: Ciona intestinalis (vase tunicate)
Lineage: Eukaryota; Metazoa; Chordata; Ascidiacea; Phlebobranchia; Cionidae
Source: RefSeq, a predicted model, not a curated record
AUUACCCACAUGCUAUAUACAGAUUAAAUUAUCGUCAUAAGUCUCCUAAUAUCGCAAACAAACGUAAAAAUGUCGCGAGGUGGACGACCCCCUCCUGGUUUAGAUAACAUGGUUUCAUUGAAAGUAGAUAACUUAACAUACAGAACAUCACCGGAGACAUUAAAACGAUCGUUUGAGAAAUACGGAGACGUCGGCGAUGUAUACAUACCACGGGACAGAUAUUCCCGAGAAAGUCGUGGAUUUGCUUUCGUUCGUUUCUACGACAAACGAGACGCUGAAGACGCGAUGGAUUGUAUGGAUGGAAAGACCAUGGAUGGGAGAGUGCUGAGAGUUGCCAUGGCACGAUAUGGUCGUCCUACUGAGGAGAGGAGAGAUUCUGGGAGGAGAGGAGGAGGUGGAGGAGGGAUGAGGAGGAGAAGGAGGAGUUAUUCACGAUCACGCUCCCGAUCACGAGGAAGGAAAUAUUCACAAAGUGUUUCAAGAUCAAGGAGCAGAUCCCGUGAUCGUGAAAGAAGAAGAAGUCCUUCACAUGAGAGGCGCAGUCCAACUCCAUCUCCUCGUCGAUCAAGAUCAUAUUCAAGAUCACCAGCAGCCAAUGGAGAUUGAAGACUUGUCACCAACUUUAUCGUACCAGCAAAUAAUUUGCAUGGGUAGCAGUGCCGGUAGCAGUGGGAAUUAUGCAGUAGCAGACGAAGAAUUAAAUAGUAGCAGAUGCGUGUUGCUGUGCCGAGAAUCCGGUUAAUUUUAUGUUUGUUUCUUAUAAUAGUAAGUAAUUUUUUAAACAUACCGCAAAACUGUUGUUAAACAUUGUUAUUUUUUCUUGCACGGAGAACCUAUGCCCUUUCAAACUUGGUGUAUUUUUAAAACGAUGGUACUUGGUUAUGCUCAUUUAUUAUAGCCAAUUAACCACAUAAUAGACAUAAAUAUAAUAAUAUGAACCAUAACUAAUGCUUAUCUUUGAAUUUGUGAAUAUUUGAUAGAAUUUAUUUAAAGAUGUAAGUACAGAUUGGGACCUUUAUUUACUUACAACAUAGAGGUAAGUAUGUAUGUUGUGAUCUGUUUCGUCGUAAGUAUGUAUGUUGUGAUCUAUUUAAAACUUAACCCAAUUAACGGAUCCUUUUUUUUCAAGAAGGCACCUAAUUCACAAAGACUACGUAAGUGUUGAAUGGUACAGCUACAAAUUUCUACAUUUACGGUUGCCACUUUAUUAUUUUCCAAUUAUUAUUUUUCUUUUUUUUUAAAUAAUUGUUUGGAGAACUGUUGAUAAGAGUUUUUUAAUAAAAUAUGGUACUGUAAGACAUUUUUUGAACAGCGAUUUUGAGUAACAUUAUAAUCUGAAUCAUGUUAGUACUUUUUUAAAUCACUACUAUUGUCAUCAGAAUGUUCAUAAUCAGUAAAAAUGUUAUUUUU